Messenger RNA from Auxenochlorella protothecoides, 1635 nucleotides. Its product is annotated as Malate synthase. Gene Ontology annotation, biological process: glyoxylate cycle. The record is from RefSeq and is a predicted model, not a curated record. Gene Ontology annotation, molecular function: malate synthase activity. Lineage: Eukaryota; Viridiplantae; Chlorophyta; Trebouxiophyceae; Chlorellales; Chlorellaceae. Bases 1 to 1635 code for a protein of 544 amino acids. Gene Ontology annotation, cellular component: cytoplasm. The transcript is spliced from 4 exons.
AUGUAUGCCCAGAAGGCAUCGAGCGAGGGCUCCUACACCACCCCCGAGGGCGUGACGGUGUUGGGAGCAUACAAGCCGGAGUUCGAGUCCAUCCUGACCGAGGAUGCACUGUCCUUCGUGGCGUCCCUGGCCCGCAAAUACUCCUCCAGGGUCACAGAGCUGCUGGCUCGCCGCAAGAGCAUCCAGGCCGCCUUCGAUGCCGGAGCAAAGCCCAAAUUUUUCGCCGAGACCCAACAUGUGCGGGACGGCGAUUGGCGCGUGGGCCCCCUGCCCGCCGACUUCCUGGACCGGCGCGUGGAGAUCACAGGCCCCACCGACCGCAAGAUGGUGAUCAACGCCCUGAACUCCGGCGCCAGCGUGUACAUGCCCGACUUUGAGGACUCCAACUGCCCCACCUGGGACAAUAUGGUGCGCGGUCAGGUGAACCUGCGCGACGCCGUGCGCCGCACCAUCACCCACACCGACCCCCGCUCCGGCAAGCACUAUGCACUCAAGGAGGAGGUGGCGGUGCUCACCGUGCGACCGCGCGGCUGGCACCUGUGGGAGCACCACGUCAUGGUGGACGGCGCCCCUGUCCCCGGCGCCCUCUUUGAUUUCGGCCUCUACUUCUUCCACAACGCGCACCGCCUGCUGGAGAACGGGUCGGGCCCCUACUUCUACCUGCCCAAGAUGGAGCACUACCUGGAGUGCCGGCUGUGGAACGAGGUCUUCGUCACCGCGCAGGCGGCGCUGGGCAUCCCGCGCGGCACCAUCAAGGCCACCUGCCUGAUCGAGACGCUGCCCGCCGCAUUCCAGAUGGACGAGUUCCUGUACGAGCUCCGCGAGCACUCGGCAGGGCUGAACUGCGGGCGGUGGGACUACAUGUUCUCCUUUAUCAAGACGAUGCGCAACGACCCCUCCCGCGUCAUGCCCAACCGCUCCAUGCUGACCAUGGAGAUGCCCUUCAUGCGGGCCUACACCCUGCUGGUCAUCAAGACCUGUCACCGGCGCGGCGCCUUUGCCAUCGGCGGCAUGUCGGCGGCCAUCCCCAUCAAGGACGACCCCGCGCGCAACGCGGCGGUCAUGGACAAGGUCCGCGCCGACAAGCUGCGCGAGGUGUGCGACGGGCACGACGGCUCCUGGGUGGCGCACCCGGGCCUCAUCCCCAUCGCGCGUGAGGUCUUUGACGCGCACAUGCCGGGGCCCAACCAGAUCCACCGCCAGCGGGAGGACGUGGAGGUGACCGCGGCGGAGCUGCUGGCCGUCCCGGAGGGUCCGCGCACGCGCGCCGAGAUGCGUCAGAAUGUGGCGGUGACCAUCGGCUACCUUGCGGCCUGGCUGGGCGGAAACGGCUGCGUCCCGUUGCACAACCUGAUGGAGGACGCCGCCACGGCGGAGAUCAGCCGCGCCCAGGUCUGGCAGUGGCUGCGGUGGGGGGCCACGCUGGAGAACGGCGCGCCGCUGACCGCCGCCGACGUGCGCGAGGCGGUGGACGAGGAGUUUGCCGCGCUGGAGGCGCGGCUGGGGCGCCACGUCGUGGCCGCGGGGGAGUACCUGGACGCCGCCUUCCUCACCAAGAUGAUGACCUGCGGUCGCGAGCUGCACGACUUCCUGACCCUGCCGGCCCAGGACAUCCUGCUGGCCAUGGGCAACUAG